GUGUAUCGUGCUCGCAUCCCUUUUAUUUUACGUGGAAGAACACAGCGUCCCAAAUCAGAAAACCAAUGGGACAGUAAAUACUACAGCAAAACCAGUCCAUGGGGAGACCAAGUCGCACAUCGAAGACGAUAGUUACUAUCCACCGACUGAAGAAGUAGCUUUAGUAAUGACAGUCUCCGUCCUAACUUCGUUAGCCGUUGUGAAGUUUAAGUGUGUGCGAGUUAUAGCUCUUUUGGCCCUACCAGGGAUUUCCACCUCACGUGGAAGAGCCAUCAUGUUAACCAUUAUCAUUCGACUCCUACUCUCAGGUCCGAUCACCAAUUCUUUGGACAAUGCAAGGAAAAUCAAAGGAACGAUAUCUUGUCAAGUGAAUAUGUUCAGCGAAGAAUUGAAGAACAUGCAAUCGGCCCUAUUAUUGGACAUUCAGGAAUUUACUAA
This is a messenger RNA of Owenia fusiformis, 438 nucleotides long. The record is from the annotation of a GenBank genome assembly. NCBI's taxonomy places the organism in Eukaryota, Metazoa, Annelida, Polychaeta, Sabellida, Oweniidae.